Messenger RNA from Eucalyptus grandis, 2482 nucleotides. Its product is annotated as far upstream element-binding protein 1. Lineage: Eukaryota; Viridiplantae; Streptophyta; Magnoliopsida; Myrtales; Myrtaceae. The coding region runs from base 117 to 2180 and encodes 687 amino acids. The record is from RefSeq and is a predicted model, not a curated record. Gene Ontology annotation, molecular function: mRNA binding. Gene Ontology annotation, biological process: regulation of gene expression. The transcript is spliced from 8 exons. Gene Ontology annotation, cellular component: cytoplasm.
CCUCUCCGCACAUUCUCUCUCUCUCUCUCUCUCUUUGCGGGGAAGAAGAAGCGAGCUCGCUCUGCACUGAUCGACCUUCGUCCCGUCGCGUUCCUUCCCCUCCCUCUCGACGGUCGAUGGCGGACGAGGAUGUCGUGGCGAUCUCGCCGCCGUCGGAUCACAAGCGGAAGCUCGACGACGUGGACGCCGACCAAACCCUAGCUCCCGCCGAGGCUCCCGACGCCGACGCCGCCGCCGCCGACGCCGACGCCGACGGCUACGCGGCCGACGGAUACGCGGCCGCGGCGGGUUCCGAUUCUCCGGACGUGAAGCGUCCCCGCCUCGACGGCGACCCCGAGGUUUCAGAAACGGCCAAUGGAAAUGGGUACCCACAUGAGAAGGGAGACGAGCCUGUAGAGGAAAAUGGUAUAGUGACAACUUUGGAUGGUAGUGAGGUUGAGGAGGCUCAGCUUCAGUCAAACGUGAGCGAAGGAAUAGUGGACAAUGAAAAGACGUCCGUGGAAAAUCAUGGUGCGGGAGAUCUUGACGAUGCCCGUGGAACUUCCGAGGAAGAAGUUGUGCCGAUAGUGGAUGUUAAUGAACAGGAUGUCCCUUCCCAAGAGCAGCAGGCAUCUGAUGAUGGUCAUACUUUGACACACAAAAUUGAGGUUCCUAACAGUAAGGUUGGUGUUCUUAUUGGUAAGAAUGGAGAUACCAUACGCUACCUGCAAUACAAUUCAGGGGUGAAAAUUCAGAUCGUGAGAGAUGCUGAAGCUGAUAUGUCAUCUACAACAAGACCUGUGGAAUUAACAGGAACGAAGGAGAACAUUAGCAAGGCUGAGAAGCUUAUUAAGGAUGUCAUAGCAGAGGCUGAUGCUGGUGGUUCCCCUUCCCUUGUAGCCAAAGGCAUUGCAAGUGCACACAUUCCUGGGUCUGCAGAACAAAUUGAACUAAAAGUGCCAAAUGAGAAGGUUGGUAUACUAAUAGGUAGAGGUGGAGAUACAAUCAAAAGUCUGCAGACAAGAUCAGGGGCCCGCAUACAGUUGAUACCUCAGCAUCUUCCUGAGGGAGAUGAUUCCAAGGAAAGAGUUGUCCGACUUACUGGUGAUAGGAGGCAAAUUGAUGUUGCCACACAGAUGAUAAAAGAAGUUAUUAAACAGACUCCUAGACAUUCAUCUCUGUCUGGUGGGUUUAGCCAGCAGGCUCAUCGAUCGCGUGGGUCGGGUGGUCCACAGUGGGGUCCACGUGCUCCUUAUUCUUCCCAACAAGUGCAAUAUGAUUACCAACAAAGAGGACCAUAUCAGUAUCAGAAUCCACAGUAUUCUUCUACACCCUAUGGGGGUUAUCCUUCUCCAAGGAGUGGCUUUGGCCCUGGUUGGGAGCAAAGGGCACCUCCUCGUGGUGGAAGCUAUGACUUUUUUGGUGGACAUGGAGGACAUCCAGCAAGUAUGCCUCCUCACUCAGGAUCCAUUUCUGGACAUUUUUCUGGCCAAUCUGGCCCACCGCAGUCAUUAGCAGGUUACAAUUAUGGGCAGCCAAGAGGUGCAAAUUAUGGGCAUCCGGGUCCUUAUUCUCAGGCAGGGAACCCUCAGCAGAAUUACGGGCAUGGAUAUGAGGAAACUAAGUAUGAAAAUGCUGCAGUGCACCCCUCAUAUGGAGGUCAAAACUCAGGGCCGGUUUACUCUCAGACUGCUGCUGCUGCUGCUUCCCAAACCGGUUAUGCACAACAAUAUGGGUCCAGUCAGCCAAUCCAACAGUAUGGUUCAAGUGUGCCAUCCCAGCAGGCAUUUCAAUAUCCCGCAGGUGGGUCUGUGCAGCAGACAUAUCCUACAUAUGCCUCCGCACCUACCACAGAUGGAAGUCAGCCUGGUGCUGUCUAUCCACAGCAAGUACAAGCCGCACCUGCUUAUGGUCAGACUGCUACUACUGGGGCAUAUGGAUCAUACCCUGAGCAGCCAGCCACAGCCAAUCUUGGAUAUGGAUAUCAAGCAUCACAAGAUGCUGGCUAUGGUGGUGGUGCAGGUGCUACCUAUGCUGCCGCUCCUGGCAGUCAGACUCAGCCGGGCUACGGUCAACAGCCAAAUGCCCAACUGGGCUAUGACCAAUCAGUUGCGCAGUCGGGCGGCUAUGGUAGUGUUCCUGUGAGUGCUCAAGCCAGUUAUCCUCAAUAUGAUUCUUCUCAGGUCUAUGGUGCUCGCUGAUUACUGUUUUCUUCUCGUCUUUCGACAAUUGUAUGUGAUGUCUAGCGUUUUAGUCAUAGAAAAGUUAAUAUUGGUAAUUUCUUCUUUCUGGGUGGACCAACUUGAUCAAGCUUAACUUAAGAUGUUCUUGUGCAACUAUGUUGUCUUGAUUUAGGCGUAGCGCUCUCUUUUGCUUUUGGAAAUCUCUCAGCACUGAUUAUGAGGUGACACAACUGCGUGAUCACAUGGAAAUUUAAUUAGCUUUAUUAUGUAGCUAUCAAGCAUUGAGUAGUUCAAUUAUUUUUGGUCGUGUGAAACGGGAA